AUGCCGUAUAGGGCUGCGGUCAUUCCACCGGAGCCGCAGCCUCGAGAGGCUAACUGGCUGUUGGGCCGUGUUGGCCUGUCGAACCUGGAUCAUGUAGGGAAUGACUUUGGCCUCGAUCAGGCUUGUUUUGGUCCAUCCACUACUGCUAUUCCCACUUGGCAUAUGCGACGUCGGAGCGUCUUGGCAGAUCGAGCAGUAUUGGAGAGCGCUUGGAACGGUGGCUCGAUGACCAGAUAUAUGAACCAAUACAGCCUUUUAAUACCUGAGAUCACUCUUGGAUGAAGGUUCGAAGAAAGCAUCCUUGAUGUGAUCUCUGGGCCGGUGGCUUUUUCGUUGCACUGACCUCUUGGUUUUGUGAGCUGCGAGUGUACGGACCGAGCCGAUCGAGGGUAUUCCAGGCCUACAGCAGAACCUGGUAGCACAAGGAACUUUCCGUCGUCGACCAUAAUGAUUGGGAUCUCGGGAAGUGAUCACGGGCAAUUUCCUCAUAUUGUUGUGUCCCAUACUUACAGUGCAUCUGCGGGUUAUCUUUCUAACAACUACCAUUCGGUGGUAUUUUAAAAUAGCAAGUGUAUUGUGCAUGGCCCGAUGCAUCGUUGAUUACGGUGCGAACUGGUGCACGAUGUGGGAGCAGGUAGAGCAUGCGCGCAGAUGACAAGAUGGCUGUCAUACCAAUGUUGGCAACCUGUAUGUGUCCCAUGCCGUCUACUCUAGAUCCUCGUCCAUCGUGCCCACUACCAUGCCCCUUUUUGUGGUCCCAGUAUCCUCUUCCGCAAAUCUAUAUGCCUUCGUCAAUGUAUAUGCUUGUAGUGUUCACCGAAGACCCGUGUUAUCCC
Messenger RNA from Heterobasidion irregulare TC 32-1, 836 nucleotides. RefSeq lists its product as uncharacterized. Bases 1 to 282 code for a protein of 93 amino acids. The transcript has 2 exons. The record is from RefSeq and is a predicted model, not a curated record. NCBI's taxonomy places the organism in Eukaryota, Fungi, Basidiomycota, Agaricomycetes, Russulales, Bondarzewiaceae.